UACAGAAUAGCACCCCACUCAAAACUGUCUGGUGUGAGUUCUGGAGAUUUGUUAGUAAGGUGAUAACUUGUAUGUUUACGUUCGUUUUACUUCCUAGUCAAUCACCAUGUCGGUGGCAUUUGCUCCUCACAGACAGCGUGGAAAAGGUGAUAUAACCCCCGCUGGAAUACAAAAGUUACUGGAUGAGAACAAUCAACUGAUUCAGUGUAUAAUGGAAUUCCAAAGCAAAGGAAAAACAGCAGAGUGUUCACAAUAUCAGCAGAUGCUCCACAGAAAUUUAGUGUACCUGGCCACGAUAGCAGACUCCAAUCAGAACAUGCAGUCUCUCUUACCUGCUAAGUGUGACUCCCCCAUCCCAGAGGUAAAGCUUGAACCGCCCACUCAGAGCAUGCCCAUGGGCCCCGGUGGGAUGACCCCGAGCGGAGCGCCCCCGCAGCCCCCCCACGGCCACAGCAUGCCCGCCGACGGCAUGGUCAGCGGAGGCCCCCCGGCCCCACACAUGCAGAGCCAGAUGAAUGGACAGAUGCCUGGCCCUAACCACAUGCCCAUGCAGGGCCCCGGGCCGGGCCCUAACCAGCCCCCCAACAUGCCCAGCGGAGCCAUGAACAUGCCCCCCAGCAGCCACGGCUCCAUGGGCGGCUACAACCACGCUGUCCCCUCCGCCCAGGGCAUUCCUGCCCAGGCCCAGAUGAACAUGACCCAGGGCCAGCCCAUGGGCAACUACGGCCCCCGGCCCAACAUGAACAUGCAGCCUAACCAAGGACCCAUGAUGCACCAGCAGCCCCCCUCCCAACAGUACAACAUGCCCCCCGGCGCCAGCGGACAGCACUACCAGGGCCAGCAGAACCCCAUGGGCAUGAUGGGCCAGGUCAACCAGGGGAACCAUGUCAUGGGCCAGAGGCCCAUGCCGCCCUACAGACCCCCCCAGCAAGGACCCCCUCAGCAGUACCCAGGGCAGGAAGACUACUAUGGGGACCAGUACAGUCACGCAGCGCAGGGAGCCUCAGAAGGUAACGCCCAGUAUGGCCAGCAGCAGGAGGCCUACCAGCAGGGCCCCCCCCAGCAGCAGGGCUACCCCCCUCAGCAGCAGUACCCAGGACAGCAGGGCUACCCCGGACAGCAGCAGGGCUACGGUCCCUCCCAAGGUGCCCCAGGACAAUAUCCCAACUACCCGCAGGGCCAGGGCCAACAGUAUGGGGGCUACCGGCCCCCCCAGCCAGGCCCGCCCCAGGCCCAGCAGCAGCGUCCCUAUGGCUACGACCAGGGACACAUGAGGAAAUAAAGGCCCGGGGAUUUGAAACCCCCUCUGACUAGCUCUGUAUGAAGCAAAGGGUCAGUAUGGAAAUUACCAGCAAUGAGAGAAGGCCGUGCCACCUCCUCACCCCCACCCCUACCCCCCCCCCCACCCCCGACCCCAAGCCCCGACCUCUGACCUGUCUUCAACUACCUGGACUUUUGCAGCGGCUGCGGCUCGCUGAGACGUUGUCUCAGACUCACACACACACACACACACACUCUUUCUCUCCAAUAUCUGGGGUCAUUGUGUACAAUUUCUUUUUUUUUUUUCCCUCCUCCCUCCUUUCCCCGGCUCCGCCACUGUCCCGUUGUAGUCUGAGCAGCAAAGCCUUCGAUGACAUGGAGCCGCCUUCCCCAGAGUAUUGUAGAUUGGGAAAUGGGGGACAACGGGAAUUGUUAUUAAUAUUCUAAAAGAUAUCUAUACAUAGGACAGAAGAAUGCAGACCUUUACCAUAGUGGGGGGGCUCCAUCCUCUAACCCCACACCCCCACUUAUAAGAAGCAAUAACCUGAGGAGGGAGGGAAGAGGAGGGUGGGUGAAUGUUUGAGGUGAGGAGGUGACUUCUGCUAGGCCAUGGUACAUGUCGAGGGCCGUCUAAAGUAUGUGAUGUAAAAAAAAAAUUAAAAAAAACUGUAUUUGAUGCUUUUUAGAUGGAGCUAACUUUGUAUAAGAAUCUGGAGACUAGUCAAACAUCUGGUUUCCUUGAGCUGUAUGUGUCAAUGGAAGUUUGGUUUCCUUUUUGUUUUUGGGACAUCCAAGAAUGUUUUUUAUUUUAUUUUUGUCUCUUCGUUUUUAAGUCCCCUCUUUGUUGAGUUGUGUCCUCUGCUACUUGAGUUCAUUGUAAAUCAUGUGAUUGCCUGGGCUGAAUUGAUACUUCUGAUUUGUUAAUGGAAAUGUACAUAGAUAAUAAACCCACACAGAUGUAACUUCUUUUUUUUUUAUAUAUCUGACUGCUUGAAAUGCCAUGAAAACGACAUCUAUAAAGACGAUGUCUGGCAGACACCCGGAUUCCACUACUACAUCCUGAAUGGCAUCAGCAUCACAGAAACCAUUUUGUAUAUUCUCGUUCCGAGUUCUCUAGGUUAUUUUGUCUCUUGUCUCGAUGUUUUGUCACGUACAACCUUACAGUCCCUUCCCUCCGUCUGUUACAACACAUUCAUCCUGGGAGCUAUUGUUUUCCCCUGAAUAAAGUUGUCAGUAAAA
This is a messenger RNA of Hypomesus transpacificus, 2499 nucleotides long. RefSeq names its product SS18 subunit of BAF chromatin remodeling complex (gene ss18). The transcript is spliced from 12 exons. The coding region runs from base 107 to 1282 and encodes 391 amino acids. NCBI's taxonomy places the organism in Eukaryota, Metazoa, Chordata, Actinopteri, Osmeriformes, Osmeridae. Gene Ontology annotation, cellular component: nucleus. Gene Ontology annotation, molecular function: transcription coactivator activity. The record is from RefSeq and is a predicted model, not a curated record. Gene Ontology annotation, biological process: positive regulation of transcription by RNA polymerase II.